CUAAACUCAAUCACUCAUCUACCCUGACGACUUCUGUAAGAGAACUAAUGUUUAUAAUUAAUAUGUAAUUUUAUCUACAUCCUUACAGACAAUCACCUGCGUCACGCUUCACUGCUCCCAUUCGCACAGGCUGAUUCAAUACCUUUUUUACCUUCAUUGUUAUUACAUUUAUAGGGAGGUUUACACGGUCUACGGCACAUUAAAGUAUCUCAUCCAUAGAUCAGUCGCUGUAAAGCAAUGCCAAUGGUGUAUGCAAGCUACAAUGUAUUUUCGCAUAAUGUAACUGAGAUCCGACAUGCUUACAGCCAAGUCAGGGAGCGUGACCACCCGGUCAGAAUGGCGACUGCAGGUAACACAUCAUCAAAGGGAGGUAAGAAUGUGCUGAUUGUGUACGCUCACCCCAAACCUGAAUCGUUCAAUGGCGCCCUCCUGCGAAAGGCUGUCGAAGUGCUGUCGUCAGAAGGCCACAACGUCGUCGUGUCCGACCUGUACAAGAUGAACUUUGAUCCACUGGUUCGACUUGAAGAUUUUUCAGUUUCAGAUUCAGGUCCAUCUGAUGUAAGCAGGGAUGUCCAGGAGGAGGUGGACAAGGUGGAGAAGGCGGACCUGGUCGUGUUCCAGUUCCCUCUGUAUUGGAGCUCAUUUCCCGCGAUACUGAAGGGUUGGAUGGACAGGGUCAUCCAGGUCAUUUCGGGGUUCGUCCGCAAAACAGGAUUCUACGAAGAAGGUGAUUUGAGGGUAAGGGGUAAAAGGGCGCUACUGUCCUUUACUACCGGAUCUCCGAGCAUACCCGUGAAGUCCCUGGAAGCCAUGCUCUUACCAAUGCAGGCACGCAGCCUCCUUCUAGCCGAAGACGUCAGACGCCGGACAAGUCACGUGGUUGGGACUUUGAACAUGGUCGGAUUCGACGUCCUGACCCCUCAGGUUUCACUUGGUGUCGAGAAUGGGACGGAGGAAAAGCUGAAGCAAUAUCUAGCUGACUGGGCUGGGCGUUUGUCCACUGUGUUUGAAGAACCGACGCCUGAGAUGCUGACUGUUGACACAUGGGCUAAAAAGCAUUCUGUCGUGAGUGAGUGAGUGAGUGCGUGAGUGAGUGAGUGAGACGUGCCAUGCCAGACGUGCACCUAUAUUGAAAUUAGAAUAAUGGAUGCAUUAGUUUUUAAACAUAUUGCCUAGGCAACUAAUAUAUCAUUAGAAAGCCAUAGAAAAGACACAAGGUGCCAUGUGGCAGUCCCAAACGAGCUUGAACUUUUCCUUUGAGAAAUCAGAUGGUUAUCAGUACUUGGCGUCCUGCGUCCUGGGUGAGUUGUGUGAGUGAGUGAGUUUGUGAGUGAGUGAGUGAGGUCUUGGGAUUUCAAGCCCACGACUUCAGGUCUUUAGCAUAUCUGUAAGUCUAUAUCACCAUAUUAUCAAAUCUGAAGCAAAUGCAAAUACAGCCUAAGAAUUAAGAGUGUCGUUUCACUUUGAAUGCGGUGUAGAUGACCAAUCAACGUUUACUGUGAAUAUUUCAAUUUGUCAACAUUUGGAACUCCCUGAAAAUAAAUGUAAACUUUCCAA
This is a messenger RNA of Haliotis rubra (blacklip abalone), 1557 nucleotides long. RefSeq names its product ribosyldihydronicotinamide dehydrogenase [quinone]-like. Gene Ontology annotation, cellular component: cytosol. The record is from RefSeq and is a predicted model, not a curated record. Bases 238 to 1077 code for a protein of 279 amino acids. Gene Ontology annotation, molecular function: NAD(P)H dehydrogenase (quinone) activity. NCBI's taxonomy places the organism in Eukaryota, Metazoa, Mollusca, Gastropoda, Lepetellida, Haliotidae. The transcript is spliced from 6 exons.